GCACGGCCCAUGACCGGUGGCUUUGCUUCCCUCACCACCAAUGCCACAAACUCCUCAUUUGCUUAUCACUGAAGUGCAAAAAUUAUUCUUUGUCCCACAUUCUCUUAUAUAUUCUAGAUAUAUACGUCGGUGUCGACCCCAGACCGAAUUGAUCGCAUCCCUUCCACACCCCUUAUCGCUAGCCCUCGCGCAUACCGUACCAAAUUUCUUGAAUACUAUCCUCUCACGAUGGGUUUGUGCGGACGUCAGACGGUUGUCCGCCGGAAGAUGGUGCUGCUAGGCGACGGUGCUUGUGGCAAGACUUCGGCCUUGAACGUGUUCACAAGAGGGUUUUUCCCAACAGUAUAUGAGCCGACUGUUUUUGAAAACUAUGUCCACGAUAUCUUUGUCGACAACGUACACAUGGAAUUAUCGCUCUGGGAUACCGCCGGCCAGGAGGAAUUUGACCGAUUGCGUGCGCUGUCGUAUGAGGACACACAUGUGAUUAUGCUCUGUUUUAGUGUUGACAGCCCGGAUUCAUUCGAGAACGUCGCAAGCAAAUGGGUCGACGAGAUUUCAGAGAACUGCCCCGGUGUGAAGAUGGUCCUCACAGCGCUCAAGUGUGACUUGCGGAAAGACGAAUUUGAGAACCCUAACCCCAAUGCUAUUACGUACGAGCAAGGCCUAGCGAAGGCAAAGGAGAUCGGUGCUGUGAAGUACCUGGAAUGCUCUGCCGUUCAGAAUCGCGGCAUUAUGGAGACUUUCUACGAAGCAGCCAAGGUCGCCCUUGAAGUCAAAGCCCAAGGAUCGAACGGGUCCAAGGAAGGCUGUGUCAUCCUGUAAACGGUUCGCCCGUUGCUGCUCCUAGCUUCUUUUGACGGUUUCAAUCGUUUGUCCGUAUACCCUUUGAUUUGCUUCUUGUCCGUUGCGCCAUUUAGGACUGUCCAAUACGAGCUUCGAAAGUCCCAAGCCUACCGCGACUGAU
This is a messenger RNA of Aspergillus pseudotamarii, 964 nucleotides long. It is a transcript of the gene rho3, whose product is annotated as Rho family GTPase RHO3. Bases 229 to 822 code for a protein of 197 amino acids. Gene Ontology annotation, biological process: small GTPase-mediated signal transduction. Gene Ontology annotation, molecular function: GTP binding; GTPase activity. Lineage: Eukaryota; Fungi; Ascomycota; Eurotiomycetes; Eurotiales; Aspergillaceae. The record is from RefSeq and is a predicted model, not a curated record. The transcript is spliced from 8 exons.